This is a messenger RNA of Cornus florida, 2747 nucleotides long. RefSeq names its product subtilisin-like protease SBT1.4. Bases 42 to 2399 code for a protein of 785 amino acids. Gene Ontology annotation, biological process: proteolysis. The record is from RefSeq and is a predicted model, not a curated record. NCBI's taxonomy places the organism in Eukaryota, Viridiplantae, Streptophyta, Magnoliopsida, Cornales, Cornaceae. Gene Ontology annotation, molecular function: serine-type endopeptidase activity. The transcript has a single exon.
AUUCAGACAUCAUUCAGUUUUUCCCCCAAUUUCAUAGCAAAAUGAAGAAGGAAAAUUCAAUCUCCAUUCUUUCCUCUCUCUCCUUGGUCCUCGUCUUCUUCCUGUCUCUUGUCUCUGCAACAUUCUCAAACCCAGCUGAUUCAUCAGACCUUCCAGAGACCUUCAUAAUCCACGUGUCCAGAUCACACAAGCCCAAGACAUUCACCACCCAUCAUCACUGGUACUCCUCCAUCCUCCGAUCACUUUCCUCUUCCUCUCACCACCCCUCCAAGCUCUUAUACACAUAUGACACCGCCGUCAACGGCUUCUCCGCCCGCCUCACCGCUUCUCAGGCGGCGGAGCUCCGCCGCAUCCCCGGCGUACUCUCCAUCCUCCCCGACCGCGUCCGCCAGAUCCACACCACUCGCACUCCUCAAUUCCUCGGCCUCACCGAUGUGUCCGGCCUCUGGCCUAACUCCGAUUACGCCGACGACGUGAUCGUUGGAGUUCUAGACACCGGGAUUUGGCCGGAAAGGCCAAGCUUUUCCGACGAAGGCCUCUCCCCGAUUCCCUCCAAUUGGAAAGGCACUUGCGAGAGCUCACCGGAUUUCCCUUCUUCGGCGUGUAAUCGGAAAAUCAUAGGUGCCAGAGCGUUCUAUAAAGGCUAUGAAGCAGGACUUGGAAGGCCUAUGGAUGAAUCCGUAGAAUCAAAAUCUCCGAGAGAUACAGAAGGUCAUGGAACACAUACAUCUUCAACAGCGGCUGGAUCUGUGGUUGCAAAUGCUAGUUUCUUUCAGUACGCGCGAGGAGAAGCGAGAGGAAUGGCGAUCAAGGCGAGAAUUGCUGUUUACAAGAUCUGUUGGGGCUCAGGUUGCUACGAUUCGGAUAUUCUCGCUGCGAUGGAUCAGGCGAUUGCCGACGGUGUUCACGUCAUUUCUCUCUCUGUGGGAGCCAGUGGAUAUGCUCCACAGUACGAUCACGAUUCCAUCGCGAUCGGAUCGUUUGGAGCUGCACAACACGGCGUUCUCGUCUCAUGCUCCGCCGGAAACUCCGGUCCGGAUCCGUACACAGCCGUGAACAUCGCUCCGUGGAUCCUCACUGUAGGUGCUUCGACGAUCGAUCGAGAAUUUCCAGCGGAUGUUGUACUAGGCGACGAUAGUACCUUUGGCGGCGUGUCCUUAUACUCCGGUGAUCUGCUCGGUAACUCGAAGAUUCCGUUGGUUUACGCCGGAGAUUGUGGAAACAGAUACUGUUACGAAGGAAGACUUAAUUCUUCAAAAGUCACCGGUAAGAUCGUUGUCUGCGAUCGUGGAGGCAAUGCGAGAGUAGCGAAGGGAAGCGCCGUGAAACUUGCCGGCGGUGUCGGAAUGAUAAUGGCGAACACGGCUGAGAGUGGUGAAGAGCUCAUCGCCGAUUCGCAUCUAAUUCCCGCAACGAUGGUAGGUUCAACUGCCGCCGAUAAGAUCAGAGAGUACGUCAGCUCCGAUCCGUCACCGACGGCGACGAUCGUCUUCCGAGGCACGGUAAUCGGAACUUCGCCGCCGGCUCCGAAGGUGGCAGCGUUCUCGAGCCGCGGUCCAAACCAUCUCACGGCGGAGAUUCUGAAACCGGAUGUGAUUGCACCCGGAGUGAAUAUCUUGGCUGGUUGGACCGGGUUCACCGGCCCGACCGAUCUGGAAAUUGACCCGAGACGUGUGGAUUUUAAUAUAAUUUCAGGUACGUCCAUGUCAUGUCCUCAUGUGAGCGGAUUGGCUGCUUUGCUUCGAAAAGUUUAUCCCAAGUGGAGCCCAGCGAUGAUCAAAUCAGCUCUCAUGACAACAGCUUAUAAUGUGGACAACUCUGGUAGAAAUAUUACGGACCUUGCCACUGGAGAAGAAUCAUCACCGUUCAUUCACGGAGCAGGACACGUGGAUCCCAAUGGAGCCCUUGAUCCUGGAUUGGUGUACGAUAUGGAAGUUAGUGACUACGUGGCCUUCCUCUGUGCCAUUGGAUAUGAUUCCGAUCGGAUAGGUGUUUUUGUGAGAGGGCCUGCUACUGUGGAUUGCCGUGCACAGAGCCUCGCUACACCCGGCGAUCUGAACUAUCCAUCUUUCUCGGUAGUGUUUGAUUCCAACAAAAAAGUAGUUAAAUAUAAGAGGGUGGUAAAAAACGUGGGGCCUUCAGUUAACGUGGGUUAUGCUUUGAUUGUGAAAUCGCCACCGUCCGUUGAGAUCAGCGUCACACCAAGUAAGCUUAUGUUUAGUGCAGAGAAUCAAACGCUGUCUUAUGAGAUCACAUUUACUAGUGUUGCAGUUUCUUCUAGCCAGUUGAGUGUUGUUGCUUCCAAGGGAUUUGGGUCAAUUGAGUGGACUGAUGGGACACAUCAUGUGAGAAGCCCAAUUGCCAUUACGUGGCGUCAGGGCUCUGUGGUUUCAAUAUGAGUACCUAUGGGUUGGGGGCCCAUGGUUCUGGGACCCAUCAUGUGAGAAGCCCACAUUACGAGGCGUGCGGCUCUGUUGUUUCAAGAUGAGUCUAUGGGUUGGGGGCCCAUGGGCUUGGGGUUGCAUUACAUUUGCACGAGUAAUUGUUGUGUUCGGAAGCAUAUGAGGAUUGAGACAUGGUUGGUAGCAGUGGAUUUGGGAUUAUGCUUUAUAUCAUCACUAUGAAAAGAUGUCAACUUUGUUUUUCUCUUGAGUUGUAGAUAUGAACUUGAAAGAUGUGAACUUCGUUUUUCUCUUGAGUUGUAGAUAUGAACUUUGAAUGUUUAAUGAUAUACUAUUUUUGCAUUA